GUGAUAUUACAAACCGUGGACGGUGGUAUUGAAACAUAGACCUGAUGUUUAAUUUAUAUGUCUAUUGAAGCUCUAUUGAAAACAUUUAAUGAAAGGUGGACUUUAACUUUUUUAUCACCUUUUGAAAUGGCCCAAGCUAAUUUUCGUUACACUGGCAUUGGAGAUCGAGUGAUAUGUACUGAUUGUUACAAAGAUUUUUUUGAUUGGCAACCGAGCGAUGAUCCGUUACGUGAACAUAUUCGUCUCUCACGAGGAUGUCCAUUUGUUAUGUUCACCGUAAUGUUCAUUAAAGGUCGUUUGUUAACAUUUCAAGGUUGGCCUGUCGACUUUUUAAGACCUCGUGAAAUGGCCGAAGCUGGUUAUUUUUACACAGGCGUUCAAGAUCGUGUAAAAUGUUUAAUAUGUAUGAUAGAAUUUGGUAAUUGGCAGCAGCAUGAUAUUCCAUUUAAUAAACAUGCUUUUCAUGCUCCCCGAUGUCCAUUUGUUAUUGCACACGGAAGUUAUUUUAUUAAGGCUGCUAUUAACCGAUCUAGUAUAGAGGAAAAAAAUAUUGAAGAUCGGUUAGAUUAUGAGGGUAUUAUUAUAUUCUUAAAGCCUCUAUUUCAUGAAAAAAUGAUUGACUUUGAUAAACGGCUCAAUUCAUUUAAUAGAUGUUUGAUACCAUUGCAACACGAUAUUAAUACUCUAUGCGAAGCUGGAUUUUUUUAUUCAGGCAAUGGUCAUUCUGAUACUAUAACUUGUUUCUACUGUAGCGAUACUCGAAGUGACUGGAAUGAAAGCCUAGAACCAUGGGUAGCACACGCCAAAUGGUCGAAAACUUGUAGUUAUUUGUUAUUAAAGAAAGGCAAAAGCUUUGGUGACAUGAUACAUGCCGUGAAAAGCGAUAUAAUAAAAUCUAAUGAAUUAUUCAAUUUGAUUGCUGCAAAGAAAAAUACACUUUCUAUUGGAUAUAAUAUUAAAAUACAGUCUACAAAAAAGCAUUUUAAUAGGAUACAAAUCACUAAACUUUCAUCUAAUAAAAUUCAGGAGCAUCUUUUUCAAAAGCUAGACCCUAAUAUACUACCAGAUAGUAUGUUAUGCAAAAUUUGCUGUAAGGAAGAAAUCGAAGUUGCUAUUAUGCCUUGCGGUCAUGCAAUUGCUUGUAUUCAAUGCUCGUUAACAUUCAUACGGUGCGCUAUAUGUAGAAAUAUAUGCUUUAGGUUAAUGAGAAUAUAUUUAUGCAAGGAUAUAAAAAAAGACAAAUAUUUCAAACUGGUACCAAGCAGUUCUAAAACGUCAUUCAACAGUACAUUGAAUCCAAUGCUUUGCAAAGUUUGUUAUAAAGAAGGAAUGACAACAGUAUUUUUACCCUGCAGACAUGUCUACACCUGUGGCAAAUGUGCAGAAGGAAUAGAUGAGUGCCCAAUAUGUAGAGAAGAUGUCUUUUCCUUUAUUCAAUUAUAUUUUUAA
This is a messenger RNA of Rhopalosiphum padi (bird cherry-oat aphid), 1449 nucleotides long. Its product is annotated as putative inhibitor of apoptosis. Gene Ontology annotation, cellular component: nucleus; spindle microtubule; cytoplasm. Gene Ontology annotation, biological process: regulation of cell cycle. NCBI's taxonomy places the organism in Eukaryota, Metazoa, Arthropoda, Insecta, Hemiptera, Aphididae. The transcript is spliced from 7 exons. The coding region runs from base 58 to 1449 and encodes 463 amino acids. The record is from RefSeq and is a predicted model, not a curated record.